UGGGCCUCGGAGCCGGCCUGCGCCUCCCUCCGCGCCGGCGGGCCUCGGGGAGAGAGAGAGGGGUGGAAGAUGUCUAUGGAUGUGACCUUUCUUGGGACAGGAGCAGCAUAUCCAUCGCCGACCCGUGGCGCCUCUGCGGUGGUUCUUCGGUGUGAGGGCGAGUGCUGGCUCUUUGACUGUGGGGAAGGAACACAGACCCAACUUAUGAAAAGCCAGCUUAAAGCAGGGAGAAUUACCAAGAUCUUCAUCACACAUCUCCAUGGAGACCACUUCUUUGGCCUUCCAGGCCUCCUCUGUACCAUCAGCCUGCAGAGUGGCUCUGUGGUCGCCAGGCAGCCUAUUGAAAUCUACGGCCCAGUCGGGCUUCGGGACUUUAUCUGGAGAACCAUGGAGCUCUCUCACACGGAGUUGGUUUUUCCUUACGUCGUUCACGAGCUAGUUCCUACAGCUGACCAGUGUCCUGUAGAAGAACUGAGAGGAUUUGCACACAUGGAUGAAGCAGACAGCUCUCCCAAAGGACAAGGACGAACUAUCUUGCUAGAUGCAGAAGAAAACUCAUACUGUCUGGUUGAUGACGAGCAGUUUGUGGUAAAAGCAUUUCGCCUCUUUCAUAGAAUUCCAUCCUUUGGCUUUUCAGUGGUGGAAAAGAAGCGUGCUGGUAAACUCAACGCACAGAAGCUGAGAGACCUCGGUGUGCCACCAGGUCCUGCCUAUGGGAAGCUGAAAAACGGGAUUUCUGUUGUUUUGGAUAAUGGAGUUACAAUUUCUCCCCAAGACGUCUUAAAAAAGCCUAUGGUUGGAAGAAAAGUCUGCAUUCUGGGUGACUGUUCCGGGGUUGUGGGUGACGGGGGCGUGAAGCUGUGCUUUGAGGCUGACCUGCUGAUCCACGAGGCCACUCUGGAUGAUUCCCAGAUGGACAAAGCAAGGGAGCAUGGCCACAGCACGCCGCAGAUGGCAGCGGCGUUUGCAAAGCUGUGCCGUGCCAAGAGGCUAGUCCUCACUCACUUCAGUCAGCGCUACAAACCAACCGCCUUGGCUAGAGAAGGGGAGGCCGACGGCAUUGCGGAACUGAGAAAGCAAGCUGAGGCCGUGUUGGAGCUCCAAGAAGUGACUCUAGCAGAAGAUUUUAUGGUGAUUGGCAUUCCGAUCAAGAAAUGAAACCCAUGCUCCUGAAGGCAUGAAUGAGGACGUAUUACCAGACCUGCACCACAGAUGUGUGUUGUUGGUUGUGAGUGAUUUUUUUUUUUUUAUAAUUACUUUGGCCCUAAUAAUCCUAAAGAUGGAGCUGGAUUGCUGAGCUGACUCAGUAGUGAGAGGGAACAAGAUUUUAAAUAAUGAAUCAUUUUUAAAAGAUGAAAAAAUUUAAAUGAUUUAAAAUUUAAAUUUUAGAUGUUGAAAAGCCCUUCUUAAAGUGCAGGUGUGACAAAACAAUCCAUUGUGCAGGGGGACUUACUUUGUAGCUGUUGCUACAGAUAGAAUUCAGCACUCUGGGCAGUGUUAGACUUAGCUCUGCCAAGCUCAGGUGCCAUUGUUGGCAAAGUAUAUAAGACUGGGUCCUCUUGGCUAAAAAAAUGGGAGCAGAAUCUGCAUAGAGUUUGUGUUCCUGACACAAACGUAUGGGCAAUACAUGUGCAGUAUUGAUAACGUCGUGGUCCUUCACUGGAACAGUCAGUACAGGUUUGGACUAAGUUUUAUCUUAGCACUUUCGUCAACAUUCUGGUUUUUUUUAGCACAUGGUCCUGGGUAGUCUACUGAGAAUUAGAUACAAUAGGAUUGUUUUUCCUGUUGCAGUGACGGAGGAGAGAUGGUGACAGCACAGUAGAUUAGUCAGUGGGGGUCAGGAAUGCCAUAUAUGCUGCACAGUUUGCAUUAGUCCUGCAUAAAGAUUACCUCAAAGUUCUAGGCCUGUUCAGAGUCACAAAUUCCACCUUUUAUUCCCAAUGUGAGUAUGCGCUGCCAAAGUUAAUGGUGUAAUGGAUUAAUAGAUGAGUCAAAUCCUCCAAUAGGAGGCAAAGGCUGGGCAUGCUGGAAUUGGAUGCCGCAUCAGGUAGUAUUUGGAAACAUGAGCCAUCAAGUGAAUCUUAUAGAUGUGGAGAGAGUCAGUCACCCCCACUCCAGGGAGAGUCUGCUGUGGUGUGAGCUGGGUGGAGUUGAUAGAGAACUGCUGCCUCUGCUUCCAGAGACUAAGUUAGGAGGUCAGGGUGGCCCUGACGCUGUGUUGCCAAGCUGCCUGGGGGAUUCUCAAAGACAUGGAUACUGAACUAGCCUAGGAGAAAAAAUUGUCUUUUUUUUCUAUGUAUUUAAAUUGAGGGUAUAUAUAUUUUAUAGAUUCUUAUAUAUAUGUUUGUGUAUUACAUACUUUAUGCGUGGAUAUUUUUACAUGAAGGCUGCCCUCCCUCCACUAUUUUCCUAAAGCAAAAUAAAGAUAUUUUAUUGGACAAACAAAAGCUAGGAGUUUAUUAUCAGAAAAUCCUCUGUAAGAAAUUUCUGAGGCAUUAUUUUGGCACAAUAAAAAUAAUGUUGGAAGGUUGACAAACCAUAAAGGGGCAAAGAGAUGGGUGUUGAGAGACACUGACUACAGGGCCCACCGACAAGUCCAGACCCAGGCUCUCAUUAGCAUCAAAUAGUCUCUCAAAGUGUGAGACUUAAUGUAAUUUUAGAGUUGUAUCAUUUACUAAUGUCUUUAUCUUGGAGUACUGAGGUUGGUUUCUGUGAGUAGAAGGAAACUGACAAGAAGUCAAACUUCUUGUGUUCAGAUCUCUAUCUCCGAGGAGUUAGUUCUUUCUCGUUCUCUCAUGUUACAGAACAUCUUAGUUAGGCAUGGUGGCACAAGCCUGACACCUUGCCAUUUGCGAGGCUAAGGCAGGAAAAUAGGAGCCCGGGCUACAUAGUAGGACUUUAUCUUUUUAAAAAGACAGAAAAAAAUAAAUGUGACUUAUAACAUAUUUCAUCUUCAUUCACAUUCCCCACUGCCCAUAGGAAUGGCCUGCUUUAGUACUCUAUUGAAGACAUGACUUCAUCAACUUAAAAACCUAAGUCCUACCCUCUCUUUCACCUCUCCCUGUUUUUAACAAGGUCUUGCCGUGAAGCCCAAACUGGCCCGAAGCUUCAAGCACUCCCGCUCAGGAGCUGGGCUUAUAAACAUGUGUUUGUAAUCUGCCGUAGUGUUGUGAGUAUUUCUUCCCCAAGAAAAUUUUAUAGUUUUUAGACUGGGAGUGUAGCCUGGUGGGAGAGCACUGGCUUAGUUUUGGUCUGUGGUAUAAAAGGAAGGAUGAUUAUUGCCUCCUAGUACUAAUAUCCUUAUUAUGCCUUUAAGUUAAUACAGAUAAUCCAACUCUAUUGUUUCUCUGAAUAUUCUGAUAUCAGCUUGAAAUUUUGCUACUUUUUCUCUUUUUAAUGAAAUACGAAUCCUUCUCAAAUGUCUCCAUCCCAAAUGGACAUGAUGGUACUUUAUCUCACAAAGGUAUAUGUUUAUAGUGAAAUGUACUAGAUCUGUCUUUACUGACAGCUUUGAGGGCUAGCGAAAUGGAUAUUAAUAGGAAUAUUGACCCAUUUCUUCUUUUUUUCCUUUAAGAUUAGGAUCUCAUGUAGCCCAGGCUAGCCUUGAACUUGCUAUGUAGCCAAGGAUGACCUUGAAUUUGUGAUGCUUCUGCCUCCACCUCCAGAAUGCUGAGGUAACCAUCUUAUGUCACCAUGCUAAAUCUAUAUAGUACUGAGGAUGGAGCCCACACUAGGUUUACAUGGUGCUGAGGAUGGAGCCCACACUAGGUUUACGUGAAGCUGAGGAUGGAGCCCACACUAGGUUUACGUGGUGCUGAGGAUGGAGCCCACACUAGGUUUACGUGGAGCUGAGGAUGGAGCCCACACUAGGUUUACGUGGAGCUGAGGAUGGAGCCCACACUAGGUUUAUGUGGAGCUGAGGAUGGAGCCUAGGACUCUAUACCUGCCAAGGGUUCCCGAGCUCAAGUAUGUGGGGCUUUGGUUUGGUUUGGUUUUCUAGGGGACACUAAAAAGGAAGCACUGGCUGCACCUUUGAAUAUUCUUUCUUGACAGAGAAAAACUAAGUCUAAACUGAGAGAUAAUAGUAUGUAAUUCUUUUUUUUUCAGUGUGCACAAAUGAAAAACAACUAUUUAAGUACAUUGUGUUUUAAAAAGCAAGAGAAGUGGCUGGGAAUGUAGCUCAGGGGUAGGACAGUGGUUAGCCUGAGCAAGGUCUUGGGCUUGAUCCCCAGUGUCUCUACUUGACACCCCCCAUCCCUGACAGAAAAACAUGGGGGGAAGAGAGGGAACAUGAAUGGUUGAGAGUGGGUUCUGAUAAGAAUGUAUGAAAAUGUAAAGAUGAAACUUGUUCUGUACAGUUAAUACAUACUAAUAAUUUUUUUAAGUGGAGAAAGAAGCCUUGGGAGAAGGGACAAGAAGUGUGGGGAGACAAGGCAGGUUGCUGCUUCUGUGGUGGCUUUAUGAGUCACUAGUAUAGUACAAUGGAUGUUCUGACGAAGACUAUGUAUAUACUCAUUUAGUAUAGCAGUUACAUCUGAACACAUCCAUACAGAAUAACUCCUCUAGGUAACUGGUCAUCUCCACAUAGACACUCCAGGUAGCUGACAGUUCAGGUCUUUGUAAUAUUCCUGUUCAUCAUCUGUACUGUAGCCAGAAUGGGCUUUUUCCCAAGAUGUAAGGUUUUGCCAUCUCUCCCUGGCUUGAAACUUGGUAGUGGUCUGGCUUACUCACCUCUCCAACCUGAUCUUACUCCCCAGUGCUACGUAGGUUUGCAGCCCCAGCCUCGAGAUCUUCUGAUGUCACAGAGCCUUCCAGUGGCCUGCUUCCUUCUCCUGAAAUGGAAUUUGCCACUCCCCAAAUCAACCUAGUGAUUAACCUUACAUCUUAGCUUGGCUUUCAGGCUUCAUGGAAGUCUGCCUGACUGGCUCCUUCCUGCUAGGAAGUGUACUUUUCUCAGCCCCUCAACCCGUCUUCCUGACACUUGUCGGUCACAGCUUCAUUUUGCCUCUGAAUGUGAUGUUUCUCCACAGCAGCUCUGUAAGCCACACAAGAGCAGAGCCCUGUCUGCGUCUUUUCCCCUUUAUGACUGACUCAG
Molecule: messenger RNA, 5095 nt
Organism: Mus pahari (shrew mouse)
Lineage: Eukaryota; Metazoa; Chordata; Mammalia; Rodentia; Muridae
Gene: Elac1
Product: elaC ribonuclease Z 1
Exons: 4
Coding region: 70-1158 (362 amino acids)
Cellular component (GO): nucleus
Molecular function (GO): 3'-tRNA processing endoribonuclease activity
Source: RefSeq, a predicted model, not a curated record